CCUUCCUCUGGCGCUGGGUUGUUUUUGCCCGGAAGCCUUUGAGUUUCUGGGGUUUUGAUGCUUGAGCUGCCGGGCUUCCCGGCCAUUCAAGCAUGUUGAAGUCGGCCUGUGCUCCCUCCUCCGACGACCCUUCCGGAUUUGGCGGUGGUCCCCUCCAUCCAGCAGCUUCUAUCGGUGGCGAUGAACGCGGGGGAUCCCAGAUCUGGCAACCUCGCGACCCACCUGCUGCCUCUAGGGAUCGGCCUCCGCCUGAUCGGGUCUCCGCAUCGGCAUCCUAGAGCCUGACGCACCUUCCACAUGAGUAGAUUGAAGGGUGUCCCGUUUGGAUUGCUCGACCGAAGGCCGCUGUAUAGCUACGCCCUUAGUGGUAGUUCGAGUGUCAUGUGCACCUCCCUUCGACCUCUAGAAAUGGGUCUACUCUAAUUUCUUGCUCCUGUUAUAAUUUUACUGUUUAUUAUUCCUGUAGAUGCCGUAUGGCGGUAUUUGAAAUGAACCAAUUUCAUUCUG
Messenger RNA from Rubroshorea leprosula, 507 nucleotides. NCBI's taxonomy places the organism in Eukaryota, Viridiplantae, Streptophyta, Magnoliopsida, Malvales, Dipterocarpaceae. The record is from the annotation of a GenBank genome assembly.